This is a messenger RNA of Rosa chinensis, 5608 nucleotides long. Its product is annotated as protein transport protein SEC16B homolog. The transcript is spliced from 14 exons. The record is from RefSeq and is a predicted model, not a curated record. Gene Ontology annotation, cellular component: endoplasmic reticulum exit site; ER to Golgi transport vesicle membrane. Bases 267 to 5267 code for a protein of 1666 amino acids. Lineage: Eukaryota; Viridiplantae; Streptophyta; Magnoliopsida; Rosales; Rosaceae. Gene Ontology annotation, biological process: autophagy; Golgi organization; COPII vesicle coat assembly.
UGCAAACUUUCGCGGGUGGGUGAUGACGCGGUGCUCCAAGGUUUAUAUGUACUCUCUGCUGUAAAAAAAGAUCCAAGCUUUCUCUCCAUCUCUGAUUCUCUCUCUCUCUCUCUCUCUCUCUCAAAUUACUAGGGUUUAACAGGUUUUGGAUUGUUGAAUGGUAGUGGUUGUUGGAAUUUCGAUUGUUUGAGUGUUUGUGGGGAGUAACUGAAAUUUUGGGGUGGGAAUCGAAUUGGGGAUUGGGGGUUGAUUUUGGAGGGUGUUAGAUGGCCAGUUCUGCGUUUGAGUUGGAGGAUCAGACGGAUGAGGAUUUCUUUGACAAAUUGAUCGAUGAUGAUGACAUUGAUUUUUCUGGGUAUGCUAAUAGUUCUGUAGGAAAAGCUGAGCUUGAUGUGGUUAAAGAUAUUUCGAAAUUGAGUGUUUCGGAUGUAGGUACCGGUGGGAGAACUAGUUCUCAGGUUAAUGGUGAGUUGGGUCAGAAAGGCGGGGUUGUGUUGGAGCCGUCGGAUCUGCAGAAGGAGUCUUUGACUGGUGGAGAGAGUGAGUCUAGUGCAUUGGUGGCCAAAGGGGAGGAAGGUGUGGUGGAUGAUACAGUGAGUUCGAGUGUUGUAUCAGUUGAUGGUGGAUUGGGUCGCGGGGAUGGGGUUAAUGGUCAAUUGGGGCACGGCGAUGGGGUUGUGUUAGCUUCGUUGGAUCGACACCAGGAUCCUAUGGUCAGUGAAGCGAGCAAGUCAUCAGUACCGGAAAAUAGAGAUGAGGCAGUGGAGGAUAAAGCUAGUAAUGAGGGUGGUGAAUUGGAGGGUAAAGGGGAGGACAGUCCUGUAGAUAAUACAGUCAGAAAGAGUGCGGUGUCAGAGGGAACAGGUGUUAAAGUAGUUCAAUGGAGUUCGUUUAACUCAGAUCCUUCUGGUGGUAGUGGAUUUGGGUCAUACUCAGAUUUUUUUAGUGAAGUUGGAGGUAACUCAGAAGACCCAUUUGCGAAUUUGGGUAACACAGACCAAUCUGGGGUCAAAUCUAUUGUGUCUAAUGGUGUUCUGGAAAGCUCAGUUUCUGCUUUCGGUAAUUCUAGCUAUGUGCAACAUCAAGAAGACCCAUUUGCAAAUUUGGGUAAUACAGUCCAAUUUGGGGCCGAAUCCGUUGUGACUAAUGGUGUUCUGGAAAAUGCUGUUUCUGGUUUUGAUACUUUUAGCUAUGGGCAGCAACAAGAAGACCCAUUUGCAGAUUUGGGUAAUGCAGACCAAUUUGGGGCCAAAUCUGCUGUGAGUAAUGUUGUUCUGGAAAACUCGGGUUCUGGUUUGGGUGCUUCUAUCUAUGGGAAGCAUCAAGAAGAUCCAUUUGCGAAUUUGGGUAAUACAGACCAGUCUGGGGCUGAAUCUAAUAUGAGUAAUGGUAUUUUGGAGAACUCAGUUUCUGGUUUGGGUACUUCUAGCUAUGGGCAGCAUCAAGAAGGUCAAUUCUAUGGGGCUCCUGAAAAUCAAAACUUAGACGGGCAACAAUUAAAUAGUAAUCAGAAUUGGGAAAAUCUUUAUCCCGGAUGGAGGUACGAUCCAAAUACUGAGCAGUGGUAUCCGUUGGAGGGUUAUGAUGUGAAUUCAAACACAAAUGCAGAGGUGAACAAUAAUGCAAAUGCUCAGGAGAGUUUUAAUGUAAAUUCUCAGUCUGCAGAUACUGAAGUUUUUUCAGCCCAGAAAGCAGAUGCUCCUUAUCUGCAGCAAGCAGUGCAGGCUGUUUCUCAAAGCGUUGUUGAGGCAUCUGAAACUAGCACAGUUUCUAACUGGAACCAACAUUCUUAUGGGAAUACAGAAUACCCUGCACACAUGGUUUUUGAUCCCCAGUACCCCGGUUGGUACUAUGACACAAAUAUCCAAGAAUGGAGGCAGUUGGAACCUUCUGUAGCUACAAUCUACCAUGAUCAGCAAAAUACGAGUACAUGGCAUGCUGAGAAUGUUGCCAAGAGUGAAACUAUUGGUUUUACUGAGAAUCAGGAAUGGAGACAGUUGCAGCCUUUCACUCCAUCUUUUGAUCAGUCAACAACAAGUAUGGUUCAUAAUCAGCAAUAUAACAAUACAAAUGUUGACAACCAUGGAUCACAGAGUCCAAUCAUUCAACAAAGUGUUUUAAACUGGGAUGGAUCUAUGACCGCCUAUGAUCAGCAAAAUACGAGUUUGUGGCAUGCUCAGAAAGUUGCCAAGAGUGAUACUGUUGGUUUUACUGAGAAACAGGCAUACAUGGACCGGCAAUUUUCAACUGAGCAUGCAUUUAAUUCUGUGAAUCAACAAACAGGGUUCAAUCCUUCGGGAUCAAUUGCUCUUCAUCAAGACCCAAGUCAGGGCAAUGAUAUUAGUAGUGCGACUGAUGGCUUUGAAAGGUUUAAUUAUGCUAACUUUUCUCAGCCUCAGGAUCAAGCCAAGGAGCCAAACCAAGCGAUGCAUUUCUCACCUGCUAACUUUGGUAGUCAGAAGCCAGUACAAUUUUUCCAGCAGCCACUCCAGACUGGAACUCAGUUUUCACACGACGCCAGAGAGGGGAGGUCAUCUGCUGGACGACCUGCACAUGCUCUGGUUACUUUUGGAUUUGGUGGGAAACUUAUACUAAUGAAAAAUAAUAGUUCUUUUCAUGCAAACCAGACAUAUGGAAGCCAGGGCUCUGUAGAAGGUGUCAUUAAUGUUCUCAAUCUGAUGGAUGUUGUCACGGAGAAAAGUGACGCUGCAAACUUUGGAACUGAUGGUUGUGAUUAUUUCAGCGCCUUGUGCCAGCAAUCUUUUCCUGGACCUUUAGUUGGUGGGAAUGUCGGAAAUAAGGAAUUAAACAAAUGGAUUGAUGACAAAAUUGCAAAUUGUGAAACUUCUCACUUGGAUUUCAAGAAAGGGGACCAUUUGAGAUUGCUUUUCUCUUUACUAAAAAUAUCUUGGCAAUUUUAUGGAAAACUUCGAUCUCCCUUUGGUACCGAUCAAAGAUUGAAGGACAUUGAUAAUCCAGAAUCAGCUCUUGCUAAACUUUUUGCAUCUGCUAAAAGAAGUAACGAGUAUGGUGCUCUUACGCGGUGCAUGCAUAACUUGCCUUCUGAAGCACAAAUUCAGGCUACUGCUCUUGAGGUACAAAAGCUUCUUGUCUCUGGUAGGAAGGAUGAGGCUUUACAAUGCGCACAAGAAGGUCAAUUGUGGGGACCAGCACUUGUUAUUGCAUCGCAACUUGGUGAUCAGUUUUAUUGUGAUACUGUGAAGCAUAUGGCUGUAAACCAGUUAAUAGCAGGAUCACCAUUGCGGACGUUGUGCUUGUUAAUCGCCAGGCAGCCAGCAGAUGUGUUUUCCGAUGCUACUACAAAUAGCAGUUUUCCUAGUUUCACAAAUUUAUCACAACGGCACGAACAGGUUGGAGCUAAUUACAUGUUAGAUGACUGGGAAGAGAAUCUAGCCAUCUUAACUGCAAAUAGAACAAAAGAUGAUGAGCUUGUUAUCAUCCAUCUUGGAGAUUCCUUAUGGAAGGAUAGGGGACAGAUAACUGCUGCACACAUAUGUUAUUUAGUUGCAGAAGCCAACCUUGAGCAAUAUUCGAACAGUUCAAGACUGUGUCUUAUCGGUGCUGAUCAUUGGAAGUUUCCACGAACAUACGCCAGUCCAGAGGCUAUUCAGAGGACAGAGCUGUAUGAAUACUCAAAGGUUGUUGGAAAUCCUCAGUUUCUUCUACUACCUUUUCAGCCAUAUAAGCUUAUUUAUGCCCACAUGCUGGCUGAAGUAGGAAAACUUGCUGAUUCUUUGAAAUAUUGUCAAGCAAUUUUGAAGUCUUUGAAAACUGCUCGAGCACCUGAGGUGGACACAUGGAGAGAGUUGGUGUCAUCUCUGGAGGAGCGGAUAAGAGCCCACCAGCAGGGUGGUUAUAGCAUAAAUUUGGCUCCAACCAAGUUGAUGGGUAAAUUGCGUACAUUCAUUGAUAGUACUGCUCAUCGUGUUGUUGGGGGGCUACCUCCACCUAUACCAUCAACAGCACCAGGCUUUCCUCAGCUUAAUGAACAUUCUCAUCAACUACCUCCACCUAUACCAUCAACAGCACCAGGCUUCCCUCAGCUUAAUGAACAUGCUCAUCAACUACCUCCACCUAUACCAUCAACAGCACCGGGCUUUGCUCAGCUUAAUGAACAUGCUCAUCAACCAGGAAAUCGAAAUGUACCUAACAGUCAAUCGACAAUGGUUAUGUCUUCAUUAAUGCCUUCAGCAUCAAUGGAGCCAAUAAGUGAAAGGACUUCUGAGAGCAACCAACUGAAUAUGCCUAACAGAAGCAUUUCAGAGCCAGACUUUGGGAAAAGCCCGAGUAAGGUCGAUUCAUCCAAGAAAGUGAACUCUAAAACGCAACAAAAGCCAUCAGCAUCUAGUGGGUCACGUUUCAGUUUUGGGUCACAGAUAUUUCAAAAGACUCUAGGACUGGUCAUAAAAUCCCGGCCAGAUAAGCAGGCUAAAUUGGGUGAAGCAAAUAAAUUCUACUAUGAUGAGAAACUCAAGCGAUGGGUCGAAGAAGGUGCUGAACCUCCAGCCGAGGAAGCAGCCUUACCACCACCUCCGCCAACAACUGCAGCUAUCCAAAAUAGAAUGCAAGAUUACAACAUGAAUGAUGCACUGAAAACUACUAGCUUUCAUGCAGUUGGUGGGCCAGAAAUCAAAAGCCCAGCAUCUUCCGAGAGUUCAGGGGCACCACCCGUUCCACCCAGUUCAAACCAGUUCUCUGCACGUGGGCGUAUGGGUGUUCGCUCAAGGUAUGUUGAUACAUUCAACAAAGGCGGUGCGACCCCAGGAAACUUAUUUCAGCCACCAUCUCUUCCAGCUGCUAAACCAGGGGGUGGUUCCAAUCCCAAGUUUUUCAUCCCCUCUCCAGUAACUUCCUAUCAGGAAACAGUUCAAACAACUGAAGGAAGCACACAAGAAUCUUUUGUGACCAGUAACAAUCCUCCAAAAUCAGUAGACACAUUCUCUGCUCCGCCAACCUCAACACCAUCGUCAAUGACCAUGCAACGGUUUCCUAGCAUGGAUAACAUUGUACAAAAGAGAGCAGGAGAAUUGACAAAUGGCAGUAGCUUUGUUCCACCUGAAUCUCGUCGUGUGGCAUCAUGGAGUGGAAGCCUUAGUGAAGCAAGCAAUCCUUCUGUAAGGAGUGAAAUAAAACCAACAGCACUUGGUAUGUCCCCAUUGUCAUAUAUGCCUAGUUUUUCUCCAUCAAUGCAGUCUGAAAGAAGCAGUGGUAGUUUGGGUGAUGACCUUCAUGAAGUUGAACUAUAAGGUAUUAGGGACUAGUUCGUAAAUCUAUAGAGCGUUGCAUUCGACGAUGCAAUGGGGGAUGUCACUGAUAGGAUUCUGGUUUUGGUGAAGUCCCCGUAAUCCCAUUAGAGGAGUUUUACAUGUAUACGUAAAAAUCAACAGUUAGUUUGAAUGACCAUGUUGCCGUUCAUGUACAGAAGGGGCCCUGAAGGCUGUAAGCAAAGCAAGCAGCUUUUGUACCAACAUCUCCAGGGAAAAUUGCAAAUAUAAGAUAUACAAUUUCUCCCAUUUAAAGACCUCGGUUCAGAAUUUUGUCACGGUGAAUUAUUGAAAAUGAGAGUUGGAAAAAUUCCUAUUUAAUA